Molecule: messenger RNA, 6483 nt
Organism: Porites lobata
Lineage: Eukaryota; Metazoa; Cnidaria; Anthozoa; Scleractinia; Poritidae
Source: the annotation of a GenBank genome assembly
AUGGGAGACGACGAAGAUAAGAAGAGGCUCUAUGUUGGUUCUUUGAGCUACAACACAACCGACGAAAGUUUAAGAGCAUUCUUUGAAGAAAUCGGUGAAGUUUCAGAUGGUAAGAGAAAUUAACUCUGAAUUACAGAGGUUGCGUUCAUUUUGCAAAUUGAAAGCUUGCAAUGGCAAAAGGUGCUUGAUUUUCAUUCAGUAGUGCAUUCGGUAAUGUUAUUACGGCAGCACUGUAGCCUGUAACAAAAAAAGGUUCUUGAAAUCGAACGUUCGAAGGUCUUGGAAUCGAAACGUCCAUCAUGACGAUCUGACAGGGGAAAUGUCCACUGGCCCAACAAUUGGUCACGUAAGAAGGUUGCAGCAUGUGGAAGUUUUCAUCACAAGACGAAAAGACCCUUCCGCGGUUUGAAAAUUUCAACUUGUAAUAAGGACCAGUUAGCGAUGGUUGAGUUAUAAGGCUCUCUUUAGAGCGGGUUCGAUGGAUGUCUACAAACCGUUGAAAUCUCGAUGCCCCGAAAUGACAUUUCUAGUGUUCUGAGACGACAAUUUCUAUCUAAAAUGUUCACUAAAUCGACUGUCACAGCUAAGUAUUCUCUGUUAGGUGUUUCUUGUAUAAGUAUCAUAAGAAUUCAUUUGAAAGUUUCAGAAUAGAUGUCAAAAUCGGGAUUUUUCCUGUUGCGAUCGCAUCUUCUUGGUUUGCAACCACGUGACAAGGCGGCCAUGUUGUGGGUCAAUACAAUAGAGUUUUUUCUCGAAUAAUUUACAAAAAUAUUGAGUUUAGUUCCAAGAGGAGAGAAAUGCUUUUAUUCUUGACCACCAACAGCCAACCUAACCCCAAAUCGGGAGAAUCCUGAUGAGAGCAGGAUGUUUGGACAGUGUGAUGUUGAUCCAUAAAUGUAGAGAAGAUCAUCAAAGUUUAGUGUGCAACUUAUGCAGUUGAGAAAAAACCCUAAAAAAAUACCGAAAAGAUGUGACCUCAUAAGUUGUGUAUUUAACUGUGAUGAUCUCUUCUGCAAUCAUUUCCUCAUCCUGUAGUUCAAAUACAUAUUUCCUCAAAUAAUAACCGGGGGCAAUUAUUUCUUUUUUUCGCACAAAAAGGGGGUGAUUAUUUCAAACAUUGCUCACUGGAAGUUGUGCCCUAAAUAUUUUGUUUUCUUUUCCCUUUAAAUCAAAAAAUAAUCACAUCAAAUAAAUUGAACAUGGGCUUUUUAAGUGUUCCAAAUUUAGGUCCUUAAUUAAUUUUCAUAGCUUGAAUCAUCACUGAUCAGUUUUGCUAGAUCUCAUUGCACUUUAUCUUGACAGGAAGAGCAAAAAAGGAAGAGAAGAUGGUGAGCGGGGUUGGGGGGAGGCGAUUAUUUGAGGGAGGCAAUUAUUUAAAAAUGUCAGUUGAACAGGGGCAAUUAUUCGAGGGAGGUGAUUAAUUGAGGGACAGCUACUAUUUGAGGAAAUAUGGUAUAUGAUAUGCAUAUAAUCAUUAGUUCAGUGUCGAUCAUUAGGGAACUUAAGAACCACAACGAAGUUCACGACGACGACGUCUCUUGACUGGGAAAAGACUGGAACGAGAACGUCAGUUUCAGUGUGAAAAAGGAAACUUACGAUGUAGUCGGUCGGUUGGUUGACGACGACGACACUGAAUGUAAACACAAAUGUAAAACUGUCAUGUUUGUUCACAACAAAGUUUUUUGCAGUGGCGUCUUUUAAAACAAUGCAAGAUCUUAUUUUUUAAGCCGUACAUCUAAUUUCAUCGACGAUGAAGAAUUAUUUUUUGUGUUUGUGACCUCUUCGAGUGGAAAAACACCUGCUUUCCGUAUGAAGAUUAUUGAACUUUCAACCUGAAUGAGAUGACCGAGUCCGAGUGUUUGUCAGAGUUUAGAUUUGGAAAAAGAGACAUUCUGAUGUGAUAGCUGUUUUCCAUAUAAAGUUUAUUUCCUCUCUAUUAAAGAUAUGUGAUUUGCCUUACCUAAAUGCAUACAAAUAAAUUUAUCACUUACGAGUUCGCUCGCUCGGCCUACGCAGCUGUUGUCAUUCUUCGAAGUAAAAACAAUUCAAAAGGUCUAGAUAGCAGCAACAAUAUAGAUAGUCGUAUAAACAUAACAACUUUCUUUAAUUUUCCAGACAUGUUUCGACAGUACAUCCGUCAUCUUCAGUGUUACAUAUUUUGAAAUCGCCGUUGAAUUUAAAGCGCGUGCGAUCGUACAAAGCUUGUUACAUUGCGUUGUCAAUAUUGCGUACUAAAACAAAAUUAAAUGAGUGACCCUUAGUUCUUUACAGGGAGAGAGUCGGGUUAAUGUGUUUCACCUGCUGGUUGAGAUCGGGCUUCUCCCAUUUUAUGAACAUGGAUUCUUUAAGCUUCACUUGGUACUUAGUGGCUGCAGAGUCUAGGAUCUCGAAGCAAUCCGGUGAGCAGGAUGCUCUACAAAACUCUGAACUCUGCAGAUGUUUAAAAACGUUCGAAGACCUGUCUGAAAGUAAGUGCUCGCGCACUCGUGUGGAGAAGUGUUGGCUGGUUUCACCAACAUAACAAGCAUUACAACUUGCACACGAAAAUUUAUAGACCACACGCGUGCGUAGCCCCUCAGGGACAGCAUCUUUCACAUUAAAAAGAUUCCUGACUUUGAAAGUAGUAGUACGCAAUAUUGACAACGCAAUGUAACGAACUUUGUAAGAUCGUGCGCGCUCUAAAUUCAACGGCGAUUUCAAAAUAUGUAACACUGAAGAUGACGGAUGUACCGUCGAAACAUGUCUGGAAAAUUAAAGAAAGUUGUUAUGUUUAUACGACUAAAAACAAUUCACUAGUCAAAUUUUCAAUCAACAUCGCUUGUUAGGGAAAAAAAGGAAUGAUACCUGGAUUUAUGAGGAUAAGAAAAUGCAAAGGACUUCAAAAAUCGCUUAAAACAGUGGAUUUAUACCUGCCAAAGCUUGUGGAUUGCAGGACGACAUGAUUCUACUUUGUUUGGCGUCGUCGAUGACACCAUAACAAUGAAAUUUACUGGUCGCACUUGCUCAGUACACUGUAACUCACUUCCAGUCGUCGUCGGGGUUCUUAAGUUUCCUAUUAAGGAUUUAGAUCAUUGGACCUCUUCAUCUUCCUCUCUUGUUAAGCCCAGCCAGACAAUGGAAUUUUAUAUUGAUAUUGUGUACUUUCUAAUAUUGUUCCUUGCAGCGAGAGUUGUAAUGGAGAGAGAGGAUGAAACUCGAUCAAGAGGCUUUGGCUUUGUGACAUUCUAUGAAGAAAAGAAUGUCCAAAAGGCAAUUGAGCAGUUGAAUGGAGAGGUAAAACGUCUUUCUACAAUGGUGGCAACAAAUUCCUUAAUAAACUCGCUAAAUUCCAAUAUCCACAUGCAAAUUUUCCAGACUGAUCUCCACAAGAGUAGAAAUCAAAACAUAUAUGCUCAGUAGAUUUUUGGACCCUUAUUCAGUUUACUACUUACUCAGAAUUCAAGCUAACACAUUGUUUUAUUUAUUAACUUGGUUAUUAUAAAGAAACAAAUAAAGUACAGUGGAACCUCUUGUUUGGCACACCUCUAUUCAAGGGACACCUCCAUUCAGGGGACAAAAUUUGGUCCUGGAAAAAUGCCCACAUAAUCUUUGUAUUUAUUACCUCUUUUGAAGGGACAGCUCUACUCAGGGGAAAAGGACACUUUUUCUGGGUGCCAAACCUGAAUACCUUAGAACUUGAAAAGUGACUGACUGCAAAAAGGGUUGAUAUCUUUAAGCAUACCCUUAUCACAAUUAUGGAAGCUUUCACAGACUGAACUAUCUCACUUACUGGGUAGAGACACGUCAUCGGUAUGGAAUUUUUGCAUUGAAAUUCCUCAGACAUCACUUCAUGGCAAAACUAGUGAUGUCACCUGUUUUCUCUGGAUAGCAACCUAUGUAUUGUUUACUGAAUGCACAGUGCAGUUAUAAAUGGAAUUGUUAUUCAAUUUUCCUCCUAGGAGCUGGAUGGGCGAACCAUUAAGGUAUCAAGAGCUAAGUCCCGUGGUGGUGGUGGAGCAGGAGGAGGAGGAGGAUAUAGAGGAAGAGGGGGUGGCUACGGAGGUGGACGCGGUGGAGGCGACUACAGAGGUGGAAGAUAUGGUAGAGGUAUGCAACAACAACAACAACAACAACAGUCUUUAUUUGUACUAACUCCUGCUCAAAAAUAAAUUACAAUGAUGAGAAUUAAUAUUAAAAGUAAAAAUUAGAGUAUUGGCUGCCUGAAAUAACCAUGGGGGCUAGCAGAGCCAUGCAGCGAGUUGACAACAGCAUUAUUUAAAAGUAAAUUACAGGUAAGCAAGAAAACUGAAGCACAUCUUUCUCGCUGACCGCUGACCGCUGCACUUCUUGGAGUGUUUCAGGGUUCUCAAAAAGUGCUGGCAACCGGCAAUGUCGCCAGCUGCUUACAUAAUUUUGUCGGUUACAAUUUACUGGUUAAAAGAAAAGAAUGAGGAAAUAAAGGUGUUACCAUUUGCCAGUGUGAGAAAGACCAGUCCACUACUCAGGGUCUCAAAAUAACUGGUAAAUUAAGGUACUGUCCUCACACUGCAAAUGGCUCUGACCUUUGCAUGUCCUGAUGACCUUGUAAAAUGGCAGUCCUAUCUCUAUCAGAUGUAGGAAUACAGGGCUGAAACUUGGCAGUCGCCAGGUCACCAGUGGCGACUUAAAAUGUAGCUGGGCGAUGAAAAAUUGUGGUUGAAUUGCCUGACUGGCAACUGCAAUAAAAAAAUAUAAAUUCGAAUUCAUCCCAAUGUAAGCUUAUAUUAUGAUUGCCAGUACGAACUUAAAUAAAAAUAAAAUGACAGGUUGUUUUGUUGGAGUACCUUUCUUUCUUGUCCCUGAAUCUAAUUUCUCCGAGUCGUAUGAGCAUUUUAUAGUUUUAAAUGGAAAAGGAUUAAACCCUAAACAAUUCUGAACCGAUCCAUGAGACGCAGGGCUCGAAAUUAAAAAAAUCCUCAGGUCGCCUUUUGGCGACCAACUAGAGAAAUAUAGUCACCAGAUGCAAAUUUUUAGUCGCCAGUUUGUAUCAUGUAAAUGACCCAGCUCAGGGCUUGUGGUAUUUCGCGCGGUCGCGAAGCCGUGACAUUCACAAAAGCACGCAAAAUACCGCGAAAUUCAGUAGAAAUUUUAUCAAAUACAUGUCUCUUAACAACAUAUUUGAAACUUAUCUCAGCAAUUUCAUCUUGAAACUUCAUCACUGAAACGUGCACACAUCGUCCUAAGACUACCAGGCAUAGAUUAUGUUGCGAAAACCUGGGCACUAGUUAUGAUGUUAAAGGCUUUGCCAUUGGUUCAUUUCUGGAGCGUAUUGUUGUUGAGAGAGCAAAUGAUGACCUCUGUUAGAAAAACGUUUAAAAUGCUGGUCUGAUCAGCGCAAAACCGAUCGAUUUCUAGCGAAUUUUCCCUGAAAAUAAGCAUAAAAUCGGCUGUUUUUACCGAUUGCUUUUCGCGAAGUUUGCUCCGAAAAUUUUCUCGAAAUUGGCCGAUUUUUCCGCGCAUUUGUCCCUUAACAUCCCGCAAAACUUGACUUUUUUCCGCGACCUUUUAGAAACCCUGCAUAGUAUGGCGCGAUCCAUCCGAUUUCCGCGAUUUGAAAAUACUAGGGAUAGAAGUCGGUGUAAAUUUGGAGGUUAACUGGCUUUGUUUAUGACAUUUGGCACAUUUUUUAUGAUGAGAGCAAAGCAAGAUAAUAUGAAAUGUUUGUGUUAACUUAACUCAUUUAAUUUAAAUCUAAAAUAUAGAGAAAUCUGGUCGCCACUUUUGCGACUAAAUCAGAAUUUUUAGUCGCCAAGGAGAAAAUAUUAGUUGCAUUGGCGACCGUAUCAGUCGCAAUUUCGAGCCCUGAGACGCCAUUUUGAUUUUUCUCACGUGACUCAAGAAUUACCCAUAGUACUUUGCUGUCUGCUUUUGUUGCUGCUGCUUCCUUGCCUCCCAUGUGUGAACAGCUUUGGAAUACUAAAUCGACUGGAAAAGACCGGCAAAAUGUGGGGAUUUCUCUCUGAUUGUGAGCCGCCUCCAAAAAAAAAAAACCAAAAGAUCACAAACAUUUCAAAAGUCAGAGGAAGGGCUAGGGAGACCAAAAGGCACAUUCCUCUUUCCUUUAAAUAUACUGGAAAUCCAGGGCCACUUAAUGUUGACCUGGACGACUAAGAAUUCAAGGAAACUGGCCUGGCUGGCCACCAAGCACUGGAGUUAAGUUUCAGCCCUGGUGAUAGCAUCCUCAAUAAUAGUGCUCUCAUGCUAAAUACAUUUACACUCUAUUUCAAAUUAAGUGCUUUUUUAUAUUUUCCCAUGGAAGGUCAUAACUGAGUGACUUUCUUAGUGUUCAAACAGCUGGACUUUUACUUUGCAGGUUCUUAUGGUGGUGGUGGCGGCGGUGGCUAUAAUAGCUAUGGUGGCUACGGAGGAGGAGGAGGGAGCUAUGGAGGAGGCAGCAGCUAUGGUGGAGGCCGCAAUUAUGGAGGAGGCGGUGGCUAUGGUAGCCAAGGUAAUGAAUAUUAUUAA